Messenger RNA from Cannabis sativa, 1252 nucleotides. Its product is annotated as protein LEAD-SENSITIVE 1-like. The record is from RefSeq and is a predicted model, not a curated record. Lineage: Eukaryota; Viridiplantae; Streptophyta; Magnoliopsida; Rosales; Cannabaceae. The transcript is spliced from 3 exons. Bases 364 to 1062 code for a protein of 232 amino acids.
AUUUUGGUCAAAUAUUUCGUCUUAGCCAAGUGAACUCCAAGUUAUACAAUGUAUGUAUGUAUGUGGCAGUUAAUAAUGUCAUCACUACUUAAUAAUUAAUUGAUAAUUAAGAAAAAUCAAUGAGUCCAAUAUUAUAACGCGGCAAUAUAUAUAUUCAUAAAUAUAUAUAUGAGAAUAAAUAUAGUACUAGAACUGAGCUGAGGAUAUAUUUAUAGAAUACCAAAAUUAUUAAUUAUUAUUAUUAUUUUUUUUUUUGCUUUUAGUCUUGAUUAAAUAAGGAGUGAGAGAAAAGAGAGAGAGAGAGUGAGAUAAAUCUAUAUAUAUAUAUAUAAGAUCGAUCAUUCAGAAAAAUAUUAUAUAAUUAUGGAUUUAUCGCACAAAAUGAAUGAGGAGAGCAGUUUGAAGAAAGGAGAUCACAUCUACACUUACACAAACAAGCUACACACAUCCUCCCUUCAUGGAAUAUAUGUGGGAAACAAUGAAGUGAUUUACUACAAGAGUAAGAGCAAGAGCAGAAGCGAAAGCGAAAAGUGUGAAAGUUGUAAAUACAAUCCAACGAAAGAGAGAGGAGUGGUGAAGUCGUGCUUGAAGUGUUUCCAUCGAGGCCACGGGCUGUACCAGUUCCAGUACGGAGUAUCGAAACGCCAUUGCAUGAUUUGGCCAUCGGGAACAUGUUACACGGGGUCAUGCAUCGAAGAUGGUAAAGUUAUUAUUAAGAACGCGGAAAAGAUGUUAAAGGACAGUCAUAAAAGUAGAAAGGCGACAGAUAAUAAUAAGUUGUACGAUGAUUUCGACAAAAACAGCAUGGGCUUCGCGGUUAUGUGCACGACGGGAAAUGUUACAUGCAUACAAGAGAUUGCUGCCAUGUCUAAAACAAAGAUGUCUUUGAAGUGCUUUGUGGUUGCAUGCCAAUUUGCUGUGACCGUGUUUGCAUUGCAAGAAGGCUUGACUCACGGGUGUUCUAUUAUGCAAGAAAGGGUAAAUCAGACUGUGAUCAGCCAUGAGUGCGAGAGCUUGGUGGUGCUUGUACAUGUUCAGGCCACACAAGACCAAGCGGGUUAGGGUCUACCAGUGUUGUGUAUUUUGUAACUCUGAUUUUGCCGCUUAGUUUCGGUUCGUGAAAAAGACUUGUAAUAUUUUGUGAAAAUAUUUACAGGAUCCCGAAACUUGUAUUUUUUGGUUGUUUGUAAAGUUUAAAAUUAUUACAAGCUUUAUUUUUAUUCUGUUUCAAAUUAAAUUUAAAUUUCCCGCG